GAUGGCUCCUAUUGCUCAAUCGUCACUCAAAUUCAAAAACUUAUGCUGGGUUUCCAUCCAACAUCCAUGGUAAUGAGGUGGCUGACAGAAUUGCAAACCUUGCACACUCAAAUGAUUGUUUUGCAAGAUCCAGUUUGUGUUUUGGAGAGCGACUCUGCUUGUUGAAGUCAAAAUUUUUGGAAUAUUGGGCACUUUGGUAGUCAGGGGAGGUGCAGUCGUCAGGGAAAGGAACCUUCAGGCUGAGCUUGGGAGGAAUGGUAACUUAUGUGGAUUAUGGACCACUACCUCGCUUGGUUGAAUGUGCUGUGGCCUGUCUGUGUCUCGGUCAUGCUGGUGUAAGGGCUCACAUGGCCCAUUUCAAUCAAACCAAUUCCAGUAUAUGCCCUGAGUGUAAUGCGGAAGACAAUUAGUCACUUCAUCUUGUACUGCUCACUCUUCACUGAUCAGAAAAGGGAGUUUUGCUCAGCUCUGGAGAAUCUUUUGAUUCCCUGGAACCUCAUCUCAGCUCUUGGUGGAGAAGAUAUCCCUCAAAAAAGAAGAACUGCAGUAAUUCGUCGCCUUGGACAGUACCUGUUGGGAUGCAACAUGGUUAACAACCUUUGAAAAAUUUCCAGUGCCUAAUUCUUUUGUGCUUCCUUCCAUACAACACCCACCGGCUGGUGAGAGGCCUUAGAGAUCUACUUUUAAAUCAGAGUGGCAAUAUAGUACAAGGAAACCCAGUUGUGCUCAGGCUGGGAGGUGUGAUCUGUUCAUACCCAAAGUCUUAAAAGCAAUUUAAAAAAAAUCAUUUUAACUGUAAUCCGUAAAAGGACAGAAGUUUUUCAAAUUAGUCGCUGCUUUGCUCGCUGGUAGUUUGUCUUUUUUUAAUUUAUUGCCAUUUGUGUUAGUCGUGUAGAUUUAGUUGCUACAUUUUGUUUUUCAGUAUUUAUCAAUAUUAUUGUGUGAUUGUGAAGGUUUGAAGUAAGCACUUUUAAUUCUCAGUGAUUAUGGAUAAAAGUGAAGAACUGAGCCUAUUUUUUGAGAAAAAUAGAUUGAAAACCUUUAAAAAUUGGCCCUUCAAGUUGCCAAGCGCCUGCACUAAAGAAAAAAUGGCAGCAGCUGGUUUUUACUUUGCUGGCAGUAAAUCUGAGCCUGACCUUGCCUGUUGUUUUGUGUGCCUCAAGGAGCUUGAUGGAUGGGAAGAGGAGGAUGACCCAUGGGAAGAGCACAGUCGCAGAGGAGAGUGCGACUUCAUUAAACUCAACAAAACUGAAGAGGAGAUGACGGUGAUGGAGCUUUUUGACUUACUCGUGAAGCGACGCCUCAAUCAAAUGAUUGCAUCGUCAAAGAAAAUAAAAGCCCUUGAGACACUCGGACAAGGCUAUGAAGAAGACCUACGGAACAGCUGACAAGCUUCUGACUGAUCUGCAUUGUCCUCCCCAACAAACUGUUUUGUCACAUAUUAUCUUCCAUUUAUAUCAAAAUAUUCUUUAAAAUUGGCUUGCAUGUCCUUAGAAAAUUGGGUUGCAGUAAAAUUGGUCUGCCCUGCUUAAUUGCUAGGUAUAAGCUAACAUUAUAAGAGGCUAUUUUUACUUGAAGCGUUCAAGCAGUUGAACACUAAGCCUACGACCGGAUGUUGGUUUCUGUGAUCAACAGGUUAUUUAUUUGGAGGACUGGGCUUAGAUUAUUUCAUGUCCAAGCCUUAGACGGUGUCCUGAUGCAGUUCAUGUGUCUUAUGUAUUUUUUAUUAAUUUGGUGUCUUGAUACGUGAACAUUAACAUAAGAACAAUUAAGCUUA
Messenger RNA from Hyalella azteca, 1777 nucleotides. It is a transcript of the gene Det, whose product is annotated as baculoviral IAP repeat-containing protein 5. The record is from RefSeq and is a predicted model, not a curated record. Bases 987 to 1388 code for a protein of 133 amino acids. The transcript is spliced from 4 exons. NCBI's taxonomy places the organism in Eukaryota, Metazoa, Arthropoda, Malacostraca, Amphipoda, Hyalellidae.